Fonsecaea multimorphosa CBS 102226 is the source of this 2307-nucleotide messenger RNA. RefSeq lists its product as uncharacterized. Bases 1 to 2307 code for a protein of 768 amino acids. Lineage: Eukaryota; Fungi; Ascomycota; Eurotiomycetes; Chaetothyriales; Herpotrichiellaceae. The record is from RefSeq and is a predicted model, not a curated record. Gene Ontology annotation, molecular function: mannosyltransferase activity. The transcript has 2 exons.
AUGGGCGUCCGUCCCGUUCUGGAUAGGUUUUCUGCUCCGGCAAGAGUCCAACGGCUCGGCGUAUUCGCCAUAGUGACUCUUCUAAUUGUUCUCUUUUUCCAAAACACAUUGUUGGCCGACAACUCGGUAAUCCACCGCCACAAAAAAGUCGACCGAUCGAGGUCCGACUACUACCUACAAUGGGGACCUUUCGAGCCGUUACCGAUACCGGGAUUCGUGAACACUGGACUGCCUGGGAAGAGGUCGUGCGAUACUCUGAAAUACAACUCGACCGUAGGGGUGCAGAAGAGCUUCUUCCUCGACGAUGACAUCAAGCAAAUCGCCCUGACCCUCGACUCUCACCCGAUGGUCGACUACCCCGACGACAUGAUGAACGACCCCAAGAUGGAAGCAAAUGAUAUCAUUGACAAGACGUGGGCUCGCAUGUCUGGAUCUAGUGUGUGGCUGCCGGAACAGAAGGUAUUCUUGUCCGUGACUCGGGUCAUCUUCUGCCCUUCGAGGACGCGCUCAGUGCCCAAGAUGAGCUUUCUGCGAGGCCAACUCUACAAUCAAGACUGGGAACAUUUGGAUAAUCAUACCAUCACCUGGGAUGGACAGCCAUUUACAUUCCCCCUGGUCUUCGACAUCCCGGCGCAAUGGGAAGAAGACGGAAGCUUGUAUGGGCCAGAGGACCCCCGGAUUAUUUUGGAGGACAACGUCGAAGGUGCGGAGCCAGUUGUCAUCUUCAACAUGAUCGCGAAACGAACAGGGUGGAACAGAGCAAUGUACAUUUUUCGACCUUUCUCCAACUACUCGACCGUCCUCACUAUCAAAGACACCGACCGACAACAGACUGAAAAGAACUGGGCACCAUUUUUCAUCCCAAACGAGCAACAACACAAACCAGGUGGCAAGAACCCCUCGAAAGCGGUUGCUCCUGUUCGUCAACCCAGCGAAUACAUCCAUUUUGUUUACAGCUUCAAACCUUUGCGGAUCUUGAAGUGCCACCUCCGUUGUGGUGACUGCGAGUUCGAGUACGAGCAAGAGGUGCCCGACAACUUCAUGACUAAACAUAAUGAAGAAGGCGGCAGUUUGCGCGGCGGUACCAACUUCGUCCCAGUGCCCCUCCCAUCGAGCAUGAACAUCGACCCUCGAGUCAGAGUAUACGCCGCCUUCCCCCGAACCAACAUCGAGAAGCACUGUGACGGUAGUUUUUAUCGUCCAGAAUUUGUGGUGAUGGUCAACAUUGGCACACAGUUCCAUCUCGCCUUUGCUUCUGAGUCGCUUGACUUUGGCACGUCGAUACUCGACCUGGGACCCGAGGAUGACCGCUGCGACAAAGGGCGCAUUCUCAUCCCCAACAGCGUCGCUCAGUGGGAUACGAGCAAUGGCCAUGAUGUGAUGAGUGUGACCUUUAGUGUCAACGAUGAGACUGUUCAGGUCGCCCGCGUCCAAGGGCUAUUGGCGUUUGUCCGUAAUCUACCUCAAUUCAAGAAGCUACUGAAGAAGGAUGGUCUCUUGAAGGACGCUGAUUCCGAUCUGAUGAGCACCUUGUCUUCAUGGGUCGGGGACGAUGUGCGUGGCUGUCUCGUGGAGUCUGCUCUCAACUACGCCGCUUCACCACAGGAACAACCGAAAGAAGGAUCGGAAGUGAUGGACGUGACCAAGGAGCUGAUGCUGAAGCUCAAGCAGGAAGCCGACAGUGCUCCCAAGCCAAAGGAGGAAGAGGUCUACCAUCACGGUUAUGAACCAGGACUUAUAUAUUUGGAACAUCCUGCUGACGAUGCCGGCGAUCCACAACCUUUCAGCUUCGAGAUGCUGGGCGAGUUUUCGGAUGUCGAAGGUCUGUCGAUUGAGGGGUUAGACGACGACGCCGCCAAAGUUGAUGAUAAGAAAGAGAAAGACGACAAAGAAGGAAAGAAGGAGGAGGGAAAGAAAGAAGACGGAAAUAAGGAUGGCACGGUAGAAGAUGGGAAAAAAGAUGAAAAGAUCGAAGACGAGAAGAAAGAUGGUCAGGUGGAAGACGUAAAGAAAGAUGGAAAGGCAGAAGAUGUGAAGAAAGAUGCGAUUUUAGAAGAUAAAACGAAAGAUGGAAAAGGGGAAGACGAAAAGAAAGAAGAGGGAAAAAAGAACGAGAAGGAGGUUACAUGGGAACCGGAUAUGGAAAAGGUAGAGCAAGGCGAGGAGGACAAGAAACAAGGUGCUCAAGGAGAAGACAAAAAGGAGGAAGGAAAGACACCACCAAACAACCCGAAGAUCGAGCCCAAACCACAGCAGGCUCAUCACCGAUAUCAUAACCAUCAAAACCAUCGCAGAAUGUGGCCAUGA